GGGAAGUACGCUUCCACUUCUACAUUCUCGAUCAUCGUCUCGAUCCGUUGGUCUGACGAGCGAAAGCGCGAUCGGAGAACUGCAAAUCGAGAUGGCGGCGGCGGCGGUUCAGGCCGCCGCGGGCGGGGGAGGCACGCUGUCGGAUCUGUACCAGAGCGCGAAGCGCUCUUUGCUUAGGACCAGAGCCGGAAUGGAGAGGCUGGAGAGGCUCGAAUUCUCCUCCUCCUCCGGCAGCGGCGGCGGCGGCGGCGGAGGGCUCGAAUCGCAAGAGCUCUCGAGCUCCAUCAAGAGGGACAUCGCUCAGAUCCAAUCCCUGUGCGCCGAGAUGGAACGCCUCUGGCGCUCCAUCGCCGCCAAGUCCCAGCGCGAUCUCUGGAAGAGAAAGGUGGAACAGGUAGCUGAGGAGACUGAAUCAUUGAAAGAGAGUUUGGAUAAGCACUUCCUGAGGAACCAGAAAAAAAUGAUGGAAGCGAAAGAGAGAGCAGAUUUGCUUGGAAGAGCUAAUGGAGACUCUGCACAUGUUUUGAGAAUUUUCGAUGACGAAGCUCAAGCAAUGCAGUCUGCCCGUAAUUCAGCCCGGAUGCUCGAAGAAUCCUAUGCAACUGGAGUGGCUAUCCUCUCAAAAUAUUCUGAGCAACGUGAACGCUUAAAGAAAGCUCAAAGGAAAGCUCUGGAUGUUCUCAACACCGUUGGACUCUCCAACUCCGUGUUGAAGUUAAUUGAGAAGCGACACCGUGGUGAUAGAUGGAUCAAGUAUGGGGGCAUGAUUUUGACCAUUGUUAUACUGUUUGCAUUCUGGAGAUGGACGAGAUGACCUUAAAUCUGUAAGCACAACAAACCGUUGCUUUCCGCUCACCUUGGUACAAAUUUUUCAUCCGGAUGUCACCAAAGUGGGGAGAGAGUUGCAGAAGGCCCUGCUUUGGGGCACAAGUGCCAUCAUAACUUGGUGUACUGCAGAAACUUAUAUGAUCCUUCUCAAGCGUAUAUAGUUUCCAUACUGAGCCAAGAUGUUGAAUUGAAAUGUGGGAGUCUCAACAUCCAGCUUCGGUGGUGCACUUUUUUUUCAUUUCACAGAAACUACACAAUUGUCCAGCACUCGCUACCAAAUUGGUCUUUAUCUUGUGCUUUUCAACAUUACAAAAUUUAAGUGUUGUGAGCCUCUUGCAGGAAUUAGGGCAAACAGGUGAAUAUUUUCUACUAGGAAAUUAGCCGCAGGUUAUUGCAGAGCAGAGCUUCGGAAGGAUCUGGGUGUUGAUCGGAAGAAUUUUGAGAAGACAUUGUCUGCCGACUUUGUUGAUAUCUUCUCUGCUUCAUGAAUAUUUGUUAUUGACUCUACGGAUCAUACUUGUUUCAGGCUGUCAGCUAUCUUCUUCCCAUUAGACUUUUUCUGAGCUGUCAGUGUCUAAUCUCUAGAUUCUAUCCUCCAUACUUGAAAACUUACAA
This is a messenger RNA of Syzygium oleosum, 1443 nucleotides long. RefSeq names its product membrin-11-like. Gene Ontology annotation, molecular function: SNARE binding; SNAP receptor activity. The coding region runs from base 92 to 814 and encodes 240 amino acids. The record is from RefSeq and is a predicted model, not a curated record. Gene Ontology annotation, cellular component: ER to Golgi transport vesicle membrane; SNARE complex; late endosome membrane. Gene Ontology annotation, biological process: vesicle fusion; vesicle-mediated transport. The transcript is spliced from 4 exons. Lineage: Eukaryota; Viridiplantae; Streptophyta; Magnoliopsida; Myrtales; Myrtaceae.